Caenorhabditis elegans is the source of this 1460-nucleotide messenger RNA. It is a transcript of the gene rab-3, whose product is annotated as Ras-related protein Rab-3. Bases 203 to 904 code for a protein of 233 amino acids. Gene Ontology annotation, molecular function: GTP binding; GTPase activity. The transcript has 6 exons. The record is from RefSeq and is marked reviewed. Gene Ontology annotation, cellular component: plasma membrane. Lineage: Eukaryota; Metazoa; Nematoda; Chromadorea; Rhabditida; Rhabditidae.
CUCGCGGAGAGCUCCGCCAAAUCCGGUCUUCUUUUUUCCUUGCCUAUCGGAUUUCACAAACAUUCAGUUUGUCACUUGACGAUGUGUUGGAGGCAUUACUACUAGGAAGUGUUAUUCAUAUUUUUUAUUCGUUUCUUUUUGGUGACUAAACGAAAUAUUCCGAACGUUUUCCUGAUUUCAGGCGGCGGAAACGAAGAAGACCAUGAAUAAUCAACAGGCUGCCAUUGCAUCCGCCAGAAGUCGAAUGGCGGCUGGCGGACAACCUCAAGGCGCUACACCGGGACAACCCGAUCAGAACUUUGACUACAUGUUCAAGCUCCUGAUAAUCGGAAAUUCAUCAGUUGGAAAAACAUCAUUCCUCUUCCGUUACUGUGAUGAUUCAUUCACUUCUGCCUUCGUCUCUACUGUCGGAAUCGAUUUCAAAGUGAAAACUGUGUUCCGUGGAGACAAACGAGUCAAACUUCAAAUCUGGGAUACCGCCGGACAGGAGAGGUACCGUACCAUCACCACCGCCUACUAUCGUGGAGCAAUGGGAUUCAUUCUGAUGUAUGACAUCACUAAUGAAGAGUCUUUUAAUAGUGUUCAGGAUUGGUGCACUCAAAUCAAGACAUACUCAUGGGAAAAUGCUCAAGUUGUUUUGGUUGGAAAUAAAUGUGAUAUGGACUCUGAAAGAGUUGUAUCUAUGGAUAGGGGACGCCAACUUGCUGAUCAACUUGGUUUGGAAUUCUUCGAAACAUCAGCCAAGGAGAACAUUAAUGUAAAGGCAGUUUUUGAGAAGUUGGUGGAGAUUAUUUGUGAUAAGAUGGCAGAGAGUUUGGAUAAGGACCCACAGCAACAGCCAAAAGGACAGAAGCUCGAAGCGAAUCCGACCCAAAAGCCUGCUCAACAGCAAUGCAAUUGCUAAAAAUUCUACGUUCUAUUAUACUAUCUAUAAAAACUCAAAAUUUUCCCAAAUUCCAAACGCAAUAAUAUUAAUUUUCUAAAAGCGCGUAGCUCUCAGUUUUCCCUCUCUCAACAUCUAGGCACCAGAUAUAUGGAUCGUAAAUUAACUUAUAAAUCGAAUUUCUAUGAUUUUUUGGAAAGUAAGUUUUUUUUUAAAUUUAACUUAUUUUAUUUUAGGGCGUAGUUGGUUUAAUUAUCUUUUCAAAUCCUUUUCACUGUCACUUAUUAAGUUUUCAUUCAGCGCUAUUUUUAUUAAUAUUUUAACUUAUUCCAACGUUCAAUCAUAUUCCCCAUUUGUAAAAAAUCAACAAUUUCUCUCAACACUUCCAAACAAUUCCCAGAGCUGUGUUUUCUAACUAAUCAUAGUCGCCUAUUAUUAUUAUUAUUUUAUUUAUUGUAUUUCUCUAUUUCCUUAUUUCCUAGUGACUUCCCAGUUCCCAAUGAUUACACCCACCCGCUGAAAGAUUGAUUUUGGAGGAAAUUAUUUUCGAGGCAUAAUAAAUUAUUUAUUACAAAGA